CUCCUCUCCUUCCGUACCGCUGCCUGUCGGAGCAGCUGUCAGAGCGAUGCUAACUUAGCUGCUGUUUGUCUGGAAGCUGCCGGCGCCGGGAGAGGCUACAGGUGGAACAAUGGCGGGUGUACACCCCCAGGACGACCUGCUGAAGAUGACACACAGAGAAAACUGGAAGGUGCAGCACGAGCGUCUACAUGUGAAGCACCGGGGGCACGAGGCCAUGCACGCAGAGAUGGUGCUGAUCCUCAUUGCCACGCUGGUGGUGGCUCAGAUAGUCCUGGUGCAGUGGAAGCAGCGGCACCACCGCUCGUACAACCUGGUGACUCUGGUCCAGAUGUGGGUGGUCCCCCUUUACUUCACCAUCAAACUGUACUGGUGGAGGUUCCUGUCCAUGUGGGGCAUGUUCUCCGUCGUCACCAGCUACGUCAUCUUCAGAGCCACUCGCAAGCCGCUGUCCUGCAGGACGCCGAGGAUGGUGUACAAGUGGUUCCUGUUGAUCUACAAGCUGAGCUAUGCGGUGGGCGUCCUGGGAUACCUGGCCAUCAUGUUCACCAUGUUCGGCUUCAACGUCUUCUUCAGGAUCAAGGCGGAGGACUCCAUGGACGUGGGUGUGAUCAUGUUGUUUUACGGUCUUUACUACGGAGUCAUGGGCAGAGACUUUGCUGAGAUCUGCUCCGACUACAUGGCUUCUACGAUCGGGUACUACAACCAGGGAGGCAUGCCCACCAGGAGCCUGACCAACGACAUCUGUGCGGUGUGUGGUCAGAAGAUCCUGGUGGACGUGGAGGAGGAGGGAUUUAUAGAAGACACCUACCAGCUCUCCUGCGGUCACAUAUUCCACGAGUUCUGCAUCCGCGGCUGGUGCAUUGUGGGUAAGAAGCAGACGUGUCCAUACUGCAACGAGAAGGUGGACUUGAAGCGGAUGAUGAACAACCCGUAUCCUUUUAUUGUCCUGUGGUUUGGGAGAACUCACGUCCUCUACGGGCAGCUGCUCGACUGGCUCAGAUACCUGGUCGCCUGGCAACCCAUCAUCAUCGGUAUCGUCCACGGGAUUAACUUCACACUGGCCUCGAGUAGAGCCCUGAGGAACGCCGCU
Messenger RNA from Lates calcarifer (barramundi perch), 1090 nucleotides. RefSeq names its product RING finger protein 175-like. Lineage: Eukaryota; Metazoa; Chordata; Actinopteri; Centropomidae. Gene Ontology annotation, molecular function: metal ion binding; ubiquitin protein ligase activity. Gene Ontology annotation, cellular component: Golgi membrane; endoplasmic reticulum membrane. The record is from RefSeq and is a predicted model, not a curated record.